This is a messenger RNA of Tachyglossus aculeatus (Australian echidna), 1027 nucleotides long. It is a transcript of the gene AANAT, whose product is annotated as aralkylamine N-acetyltransferase. Gene Ontology annotation, cellular component: cytoplasm. Bases 269 to 874 code for a protein of 201 amino acids. Gene Ontology annotation, biological process: response to light stimulus; circadian rhythm; melatonin biosynthetic process. The record is from RefSeq and is a predicted model, not a curated record. NCBI's taxonomy places the organism in Eukaryota, Metazoa, Chordata, Mammalia, Monotremata, Tachyglossidae. Gene Ontology annotation, molecular function: aralkylamine N-acetyltransferase activity. The transcript has 5 exons.
CCUCGCCGUGGAUGAGGCGCACCAGCCCGAAGCGCACCGAGCCGCGGAUCACUGCUGAGGUAUUGGUGGGGCGGGGGGAACCUCCUAGAGCUUCAUCACCUGGCCAGAACCCUCCCUGAUCCUUGGACAAAUAAGCAGAAGAGUCGGGGGGGGAGGUCGGAUCCCUCGGAGAAGCCCCCCAACUUUUUCCACACAACUCCUGGAAUCCCACCUCGGACAAGCCCACUCUUCCCUGCGGGCUCACAGUCUAGAAGGGGGAGAGGCCAAAAUGUCCCUGGCGAGGGAUUGUGCGCCAGGUCACCCUCCCGGCACGGCCUCCCCGGACGGCCGCCGUCGCCACACUCUUCCGGCCAGCGAGUUCCGCUGCCUGGCCCCGGAAGAUGCCGUCUGCGUGUUCGAGAUCGAGCGGGAAGCCUUCGUGUCAGUAUCGGGUGCCUGCCCCCUGGCCCUGGACGAGAUCCGCCACUUCCUGACGCUGUGCCCGGAGCUGUCCCUGGGCUGGUUUGAGCAAGGCCGACUGGUCGCCUUCGUCAUCGGCUCCCUCUGGGACCAGGACCGACUCACUCAGGAGUCGCUGACGCUGCACCGCCCGGCGGGCAGCACCGCCCACGUCCACGUGCUGGCCGUGCACCGCACCUUCCGCCAACAGGGCAAGGGCCCCAUGCUGCUGUGGCGUUACCUGCAGUACCUGCGAGGGCUGGGCACCGUGCGCCGCGCCCUGCUCAUGUGCGAGGAUGCCCUGGUGCCCUUCUACGAGAAAUGCGGCUUCCGCGUGCUGGGGGCCUGCGCCGUGACGGUGGGUGUUCUGACCUUCACCGAGCUGCAGUGCUCGGUGCAAGCCCACGCCUACCAACGCCGCAACAGUGGUUGCUGAGCCCCGGGCCCAGGCCUGCCCCGGUUGGGGGGGCAAGGUGGAGCCCACGAGGGCGCCUCUCCCCUGCGGGCAGCCAGGGUCUCCAGAGUCACCCUAGCCCUCUAUAAGUUCACUGUGGGCAGGGAAUGUGUCUGUUUACUGUCCUAUUGUACU